This is a messenger RNA of Tripterygium wilfordii, 3086 nucleotides long. RefSeq names its product receptor-like kinase TMK4. The coding region runs from base 77 to 2833 and encodes 918 amino acids. Gene Ontology annotation, biological process: protein phosphorylation. The record is from RefSeq and is a predicted model, not a curated record. The transcript is spliced from 2 exons. Lineage: Eukaryota; Viridiplantae; Streptophyta; Magnoliopsida; Celastrales; Celastraceae. Gene Ontology annotation, molecular function: protein kinase activity; ATP binding; protein binding.
AAAUCCCUGUAUAGCUAUCAAAGAUAGAGAAACCGAGUAAAAUCCCAGUGGGUUUUUUUUCUCUCUCUGUACACCAAUGGGUCACCGUAAAAUUCUCGUCUUUUCUCUUCUCCUCCUCCUCCUCUCAAUGUGGGACUCAGCCGCCGCCGCCGAUGAUAGCGACGCCAUGGCCAAGCUCGCCUCCGCCCUCCAGCCUACCCCCACCGGCUGGUCCACCAAGGCUUCCUUAGCUUACUGCGGUUGGAAAAAAGAGGUCAAAUGUGACUCCUCCAACAGGGUAACCGGCAUUAAUCUCGCUAAUUACAAGCUCACCGGCACUCUGCCAGCGGAGCUGUCUACGAUGUCCCAGCUCCAGUCACUCUCUCUCCAGGGAAACUCUCUCUCCGGAGAAUUACCUUCCUUGGCGAAUCUCACAAAUCUGCAGACGGUUUAUCUUGACGACAACAAUUUCUCCUCCAUUCCUACUGGUUGCUUCCAAGGUCUCUCUUCCUUGCAAUCCCUCAGCCUUGGCGAGAAUGGGAAUCUUGCGCCGUGGCCGUUCCCUCAAGAGUUGACGGGGUCGUCGAGUCUCACCAAUCUGGUUCUCAACAAUGCUAGCUUGUAUGGUACUAUACCUGAUAUAUUCGAUUCCUUCUCCAAUUUGCAGAAUGUGAGGCUAUCAUACAACAAUCUCACUGGGCCUCUGCCGCAUUCGUUCGGAGGAUCGGGGAUUCAAAACCUAUGGCUCAACAAUCAGGCUACUGGCUUGUCUGGACCCAUCGACGUGUUGUCGUCCAUGUCGCAGUUGGUAACGGCGUGGCUGCAUAAGAACCAGUUCACUGGUCCGAUCCCGGACCUCACCAAAUGCGAGAGCCUUUUCGAUUUGCAGCUCCGUGACAAUCUGCUCUCCGGGAUCGUGCCUCAGUCGCUGAUGAAUCUUCCCAACUUGCAGAAUGUGUCUCUAUCCAACAACAAGUUGCAGGGUCCUUUUCCAGUGUUCCCUCCGAAAGUCACCACUGUGGAAAUUACAGGAACCAAUAACUUCUGUGCAGACAAAGGGGUUCCCUCCUGUGAUCCGCAGGUUGAGACAUUAAUUGAGGUUGCUGGGGGUUUUGGGUACCCGAUUACGCUGUCUGAUUCUUGGGAAGGGAACAAUGCAUGUCAGGGCUGGGCUUUCGUUACCUGCGAUUCCCAGGGGAGAGUCAUCACAGUGAGUCUCGCAAAUAAGCAACUCUCAGGGAGGAUUUCUCCUGCAAUUGGGAAUCUCACGGCCCUCAAGAAUCUGUAUCUGCAGAAUAAUAACUUGACGGGUCCAAUUCCAGAUAGCUUGACUAAAUUGGAUCAGCUAGUCAAUCUUGAUGUCUCGAAUAACAAUCUCUUUGGGAAAAUCCCAGUGUUUCCGACUGGUGUGAAGCUGAUUAAAGAGGGUAAUCCUCUGCUUGGGACUGAUAGGAGCCCUGACGCUGGAGGAAGUCCAGAUUCCAACAAUGGCACCACACCAGCUGCAGGACCUAAUGGUGCUAAAAACAGUUUAUCAGGUGCUGUUAUUGCUGGUGUUGUUAUUGGUGUUGUGAUUUUCAUUGCUGUUAUAAUGUUUGUGCUGUAUAACUACUGUGUCAAAAAGCGACCUGGUAAAUUAGGGAGGGUGGAAAAUAAGGAAGACGGCCAGGCAGCUGCUAAGAACGGCAUGAAUGGGACUGGUGGAGGUCGGACUGAUUUGCAAAGCCAGAGCAGUGGUAAUCACAGUGAUCGUAAUUUUUUUGAUGGAGGAAAUGUUGUAAUUUCGAUUGAAGUUUUACGACAGGUGACGAAUAAUUUCAGUGAGAAUAACAUUUUGGGUAGAGGAGGCUUUGGUGUGGUUUAUAAAGGCGAAUUGCAUGAUGGGACUCAAAUCGCUGUGAAGAGAAUGGAAUCUACAGUUAUGGGUACGAAAGGAUUGAAUGAGUUUCAGGCAGAGAUUGCCGUGCUUUCUAAGGUUAGACAUAGGCAUUUGGUUGCGCUUUUGGGCUACUGUAUAAAUGGGAAUGAGAGGCUUUUAGUAUAUGAGUACAUGCCAAAAGGUACUUUAGGGCAACAUUUGUUUGAAUGGCGUGAGCUGGGAUACUCUCCCCUGACUUGGAAGCAGAGGGUUACAAUUGCACUGGAUGUUGCACGCGGUGUGGAAUACCUGCAUGGGUUGGCACAACAAAGUUUCAUCCACAGAGACUUAAAGCCUUCUAACAUACUUCUUGGAGAUGACUUGAGAGCUAAAGUUUCAGACUUUGGUUUGGUUAAAAAUGCGCCUGAUGGGAAGUAUUCUGUUGAGACAAGAUUGGCAGGAACAUUCGGGUAUCUUGCACCCGAGUAUGCUGCUACUGGGAGGGUGACGACGAAAGUGGAUGUGUAUGCAUUUGGAGUGGUUUUGAUGGAGCUUAUCACUGGUAGAAAAGCUUUGGAUGACACCAUGCCAGAUGAUCCUCACUUAGUCACGUGGUUCCGUAGGGCUCUAAUUAACAAAGACAACUUUUCAAAGGCUAUUGAUGAAUCUCUCAACUCUGAUGAGGAGACAAUGGCAAGCAUCAGCAGAGUGUCUGAGCUUGCAGGUCAUUGCACCGCUCGUGAGCCAAACCAGAGACCCGAUAUGGGGCAUGCAGUCAACAUUUUGGGUCCUCUGGUAGAGCAGUGGAAGCCUUCCAGCCAAGAAGAUGAUAGCUUUGUUGGCAUUGACACUAACAUGAGCCUUCCUCAAGCUGUUCAAAUGUGGAUGGCUGACGAAGGUACUUCCACAAUGUAUGAUGCAUCUUACACUCAUACCCGGUCAAGCAUUCCCUCAAAACCAUCAGAGUUUAACACAUUUUCUUCAACGGGCCGGUGAUGAAGGCGAAAAUCAACUUAUUGCAUGAGGUUCGACUCAGUGACUCAACCAAGUGUAGCAUUGUUUUAUUUCAUAUUUGAGUUCUUUGUCACAAUCUUUGAUUGUUAAAGCUGGAAAAAAGGAGAAUUAUCUGCUAUUCUAAAUUUUAUAGCUAAUCACUUGUUUUAGUCUUGAUGAGGGCAUUUUAUGUUGUUUUCUGAUCUGUUAUUUAUGAAUAUAAAUAUAUAUAUUGCUCUCCUUUUGCAUCAUUGUU